This is a messenger RNA of Actinia tenebrosa (Australian red waratah sea anemone), 790 nucleotides long. RefSeq lists its product as uncharacterized. Lineage: Eukaryota; Metazoa; Cnidaria; Anthozoa; Actiniaria; Actiniidae. The record is from RefSeq and is a predicted model, not a curated record.
CGAUUGGCUAAUUUCAUGAUACAUAAGCUUUCUACUGGUAAAUCUUUGGGAAAAGAAAAUUCAGACGAAAACGAACGGAGCAUCGACCAGAGUAGAAUAAUCCAAGAUCAAAAGUCGAAAAUGAAUCCAAGAACAGCUAUUUUACUGUUUGUAUUUGCAUGUGUUCUCGUUCACCAAUCACUGGCUAAGCCAGUUGGAGAUCAGUCUGGCGAUGAUUCCGGAGUAUCUGAAGAAUCUGGUGAUGAGAAUCGCAGAAAGAGAAACAUAGAUCAAUCUGGCAAUAACGAGGAUUCAGAAUCUGACGAGUCUGUUAAUGACGAGCGCAGGAAGAAGGACACAGACGAUGCUGAAUCUGGAGAAUCAGGAGAAUCUGGUGACACUGAGGAAUCUGGUGAAUCCGGUGAUUCAGGAGAAUCUGGUGAAUCUGGUGAAUCUGGUGAAUCUGGUGAAUCUGGUGAAUCUGGUGAAUCUGGUGAAUCUGGUGAAUCUGGUGAAUCUGGUGAUUCAGAAGAAUCUGGAGAAUCUGGGGAAUCUGGGGAAUCUGGUGAUUCAGAAGAAUCUGGAGAAUCUGGGGAAUCUGGAGAUAGCGCAACUGCUUAAUAAAAAUAUUCAAUGUCUUGCCUUAAUGGCAUUAAGCAAAAACUUACAAAAACUCUAAUUUAAAUAAAUAUAUUAUAAUAAUAGUAUUUAUUUAUUCAUUUAUUUAGGCAAAGCUUAUUAUUGUUUUUUUUAAAUAUGUACAGCUGGGCUCCCUGUGCGCUAACUAUUACUAAAGGCAAUUUUAAUAUUU